Molecule: messenger RNA, 1775 nt
Organism: Solea senegalensis (Senegalese sole)
Lineage: Eukaryota; Metazoa; Chordata; Actinopteri; Pleuronectiformes; Soleidae
Gene: mfap1
Product: microfibril associated protein 1
Exons: 8
Coding region: 109-1434 (441 amino acids)
Biological process (GO): mRNA splicing, via spliceosome
Cellular component (GO): U2-type spliceosomal complex
Molecular function (GO): RNA binding
Source: RefSeq, a predicted model, not a curated record
UUUUCUGAUAAGCUUCCGUUUCGCUGAAGAGUCGCCAAGCAUCUGCCUUCUGUACAUAAAAAUACUCGUUUUUAUUUUUAUUCAGCUGGUGUCGUCGACCAGACAAUCAUGUCUAGUCACGAAGCCGUCAACAUGAAGCUGCCGCCGAUCCAGUCCACGGCUGGGGCCGUCCCGGUCCGGAAUGAGAAAGGUGAGCUCUCCAUGGAGAAGGUCAAGGUGAAGAGGUAUGUGUCAGGUAAACGUCCUGACUAUGCACCAAUGGAGUCAUCAGAUGAAGAAGAAGAGGAUUUCCAGUUUCCAAAGAAAGGAAAAGAAAUGGAGCAAGAGGUGGAGCUGGAGGAAGAAGAUGUAUCUGACCCACGUUUAAAGCGUUUGCUCAACCGUGUGUCUGAGGAUGUGGAGGAGAGACUUGCAAGACACAGACAAAUUGUAGAACCUGAAGUUGUUGCUGAGAGCAGCGAGGACUCCGAUGAAGGCACAUGGCACCCAGAGCGUGAAGAGAGUAGUGAAGAAGAGGAGGAGGAAGAGGAAGAAGUAGACGAUGAGGAAAUUGAGAGAAGACGAUCAAUGAUGCGACAGCGUGCAGUAGAACGAAAAAAUGAGGAGAUGGAGGUCAUGGAGGUGGAGGAGGAAGGGAAGUCAGGGGCGGAGUCAGAGUCCGAGUCGGAAUAUGAAGAGUACACAGACAGUGAGGAUGAAGCAGAGCCACGACUCAAGCCGGUCUUCAUUCGCAAAAAAGACAGAAUCACCGUGGCAGAGCGUGAAGCAGAGGAGCUGAAGCAAAGAGAGCUGGAGGCUGAGGCCAAGAAGCAAGCUGAAGAGCGACGACGCUACACACUCAAGAUCGUGGAGGAGGAGGCUAAGAAGGAGUUUGAGGAGAACAGGCGUUCACAGGCUGCACUGGAUGCUCUGGACACGGAUGGAGAGAACGAGGAGGAAGAAUAUGAAGCCUGGAAAGUGCGAGAGCUGAAACGCAUCAAGAGAGACAGAGAGGCCAGAGAAGCCAUGGAGAAGGAGAAGAGUGAAAUUGAGAGAUUCCACAACUUGACAGAGGAGGAGCGUAGGGCUGAGUUGCGCAAUAGUGGCAAACUUAUCACCAACAAAGCCUCCAAAGGCAAAUACAAGUUCCUCCAGAAGUACUACCACAGAGGAGCCUUCUUCAUGGACGAAGAGGAUGAUGUUUACAAGAGAGAUUUCAGUGCACCUACUCUGGAGGAUCACUUCAACAAAACCAUCUUGCCCAAAGUCAUGCAGGUGAAAAACUUUGGUAGGUCUGGUCGCACCAAAUACACUCACCUGGUGGACCAGGACACCACAUCGUUUGAUUCAGCCUGGGCCCAGGAGAGUGCUCAGAACAGCAAGUUCUUUAAGCAGAAGGCGGCAGGAGUGAGGGAUGUGUUUGACCGGCCCACAGUGAAGAAGCGGAAGACAUAAGAAUGUGAAACUGAUUUCAUCGGGCCAAUGCUGCAGCUUUAGAGACUAUUGAAACUUAGCUGCACCCUCCUGAUUUCAAGGAUGUAGCGUCUCUUCCUGCACAUCUACCUAAAAGGUGCACAAACGUUCAGCUAGUUUUAGGAUGUGUAAAUUAACUUGAUAUAUGUAAUUCAGGUUUUUGAGCCACAUCACCCCAGUCUUGUUGAGUUUGAGACAAACACCAUUUGUAAAUAUAAAAUGUUGCAGAUUUGUGUUGAUUUUCUUCUUAAUAUCUACUUUUGUGAAAGUACAGGUAUUGUCACUUGAUUUGUUUGCAAAUAAAAUCUGUAUUUUCAUUUUUA